This is a messenger RNA of Danaus plexippus (monarch butterfly), 2087 nucleotides long. Its product is annotated as nuclear RNA export factor 1-like. Gene Ontology annotation, molecular function: protein binding; RNA binding. The record is from RefSeq and is a predicted model, not a curated record. Bases 172 to 1815 code for a protein of 547 amino acids. The transcript is spliced from 10 exons. Gene Ontology annotation, cellular component: nucleus. Gene Ontology annotation, biological process: poly(A)+ mRNA export from nucleus. Lineage: Eukaryota; Metazoa; Arthropoda; Insecta; Lepidoptera; Nymphalidae.
UUUAUAAUAUUUUAAUGCUAUGUAUUAUGAUGUAUUUUCAAGACUGUUAGGCUUUCUAUAGAUCAAAAUACAUACAUAUGCUCUUCGUAUCAAAAUUUUUAAAUACAUAUAAUUAGUUAUUUUUCUAUUUAAGAUACGGAAAGCGAUAUAGGUUGUAUAUCAUAAACGAAGAUGAUACAACUUGAAAAAUUUAGAAAAUUCUUAAUAAAUAGAGUUACUUGUACUCCAAGUAUUAUUGAAUAUAUUGAGAACUGUUUAUCAACAGACAAUGAAAGCAUCAAGUAUUCAUUUCAUAAAAUUAUGAUUCACAAUUGGCCUGAGAGUGGUCCUCAACUGUUUGAUGUGUUAAGCGAAUAUUUUGGUGUAACCAUAAUCCCCAUUAAUUUUAGUACACAUCAAAUCGUAACUACAUUUUACACAAGCAGUCUUUCCUUUGUGUUAAAAGUUAUUAAACUAGACUUCAUGUUUCCUCAUCGGAGGAACAUGUCCAAUAUUGAAAUACUUUUCAAUGAUAAGAACUCAUACGAUUGUUUUCAAGAAAGAACCACUAUUGAGGAUAUAGUAUCAGAAGUUGUGAGCAGACGUUUUAAUGAAUAUGGUGAAUUAAAUCUAUCUAACAUCUGUAAUGAUCCCGCUUUUGCAGAGAAAAAAAUAUAUUUCUACAAACUACUGCUGUUAUCCCAGUUUAAGAUCUUAAUGAUAAGAAUGGGUAAAGAUACAAAAUUGCUGAAUUUAAGCAACAAUGGAUUAAAUCACAUCCCAUUGGACAUAUUAAAUUUCUUCAUUAAAGGUGAUCUAACCGGGGUUAAUCUGAGUAAUAACAAUAUACCUUCAAUUUACGAACUUCAAAGGGUGAGCAGCAAAAUUGAAAAGUUAUGGAUAGAAGGCAAUCCCUUGUGCGAUGAAAUGGAUUUAAAUUUGUACAUCAAACAGAUACUACAAAAAUUUCCUCGAUUAACGGAACUGGAUGGUGUGAAAAUUAAUAAUUUUGGAAUAAUGUUUCCAUUUUACAAAAGCUAUAUGGAAAAUCCGAACAAGAAGACAAUGGCUGUGAUUGAGAACUUUGUUUCAUUGUACUUUGCUCAUUACGACACAUAUCCAAGGAAAAAAAUUGACAUGUUCUAUGAACCGAAUGCUCAAUUCACAUUAUCAACAUCUUUUACAAAAGCUGAACAAAACAUGAUGCAAUCAUACACAAUGUUCUCUAGGAACAUCUUAGAGCCAAGAACACAAAUGGAUUUAAAAUAUAAUCGAGUUUAUAAGACUCAGUAUGCCGAUGUUGGUGUUUUAUCACAACUACCAGAAAGUAAACAUGAUUUCAGAACGUUUAAUGUUGACGUUUUGAAACAUGAUAACACAACGUUAAUACUGGUCAUUGAUGGGAUCUACAAAGAAAUGCCGUGUGAUAGCAAUAAAGAAUAUUACUUACAAUUCAGACGGACAUUCAUUUUUAAUAUUAGGAAUGUUGAUACAAUGUCAUACUACACUAUAGCAUAUGAGAUGUUUUCAGUGUCUUUUGCAUCACCGGAGAAAAUAAAAAAUAGUUUUCUGACUCCCGUCAGACAUUUGAAUCAGUUGAGCCUGAUUGAUCCAGAGAAAGAAGACAAAGAUAUAAUUUGUGGAGCAUUCACUCAUAUAACGCAAUUGAAAAAGUCUGAAGCGGAAACACGUUUGAAAAACCACAGCUGGGAUUUAAAAAGAGCUUUGUCAGAAUUCGCUUCUGAAUACAAAAAUGAUUUUCUUAAGGCGGAAAGUUUUACGAAGGCUGAUUUGUCAGACUUGUCAUCCGUUCUUGAUGUUGACGAGAUUGAUUAAAUGUUUUCAUCCUAUGACUAGGUAGUAGGUACUGUGUACAUCUUACCAAAUCAUAUCAUUGGUUUGGGAAUUAGAAAACUUGUGAUCUCAUGUCAUCAAUAGGCUUCGCCUUUUCACAUCCUUUUGUUAUACAGAUUGGAGACUAUAUUCUUUAUAAGUGUUUCUUUCUUUUAAGAUUUUUAAUAAGGUUUGUUGGUUUGUAUCUUACGAUAGUAACAUUUUUUGCUCCUCGAUGAAUUUUUAAUCUAAGAAUAAAAGAGACCUUAAGAAUA